This is a messenger RNA of Cucurbita moschata (crookneck pumpkin), 987 nucleotides long. RefSeq names its product EPIDERMAL PATTERNING FACTOR-like protein 8. The transcript has 2 exons. The coding region runs from base 562 to 885 and encodes 107 amino acids. The record is from RefSeq and is a predicted model, not a curated record. Gene Ontology annotation, biological process: stomatal complex development; guard cell differentiation. Lineage: Eukaryota; Viridiplantae; Streptophyta; Magnoliopsida; Cucurbitales; Cucurbitaceae.
AGACAAAAUUUGGUUACCGUACAUGUACAAUCAUUUUUCAGAGUACAGAGGACGGUUGGAUGCCGUGUGAUGAGAGGACAAGAGAGCGUUGACUUUGAACGAGAACCGUUGAUGAUUCUCAAUCAGGUGGUGUCAGUGUUUCUACAUCAAUCAUGUGGCGUUCAGAUAUGCUCUCUCUUCUUCUUCUUCUACAAUUGUAAAUGUUGAUGUGAUGAUGCAGAGACAGAGGAUCUAUGGUUUUGCUUUCUUUUCUCCAUGAAUAUAUAUAUAUUUUUUAAUUUUAUUUUACUGUUUGAUUUGCAGAGACUGAAAAUGGAGGAACUAUUUGUGAUUGACGGCCCCCACUUUAUUUGAUUCCUUCUAGUUUUGAACUCACCAAUGCCUUUAUGAGUUUAAUAUUUUCCAUGGAAGCUUUGACAAAAUCUGCUGUUCUUCUAUUCCACCACUGUUUUGGGGAAGCUUUUCACUUUCUCAUCCUUUCCACAAUGCCCACCAAUUCCUUAUAUUGAAAUCUCUUCCUUUAUCUCUCAUAAGACACAGAGCUUCUCUCACUCAGCUCCAAUGGCUUCCCCAAGCAAUCUUCUGAAACUCGUCAUCGCCGUUGCUGUGGCGGCUGUCUUCUCCCUCUUGCUUCCUCUUCCUGCAUUAUCAGCUCCGGCAGUGGGAGGCGGCGAGAGUUUGUGGAAGAAGAUGGUGUUGGGAUCGAAGCCGCCAAGAUGCGUAGGAAAGUGCUUGAAUUGCCGGCCGUGUACGGCGUCGCUGGUGGUACCGGAGCACCGUGAAAGGAAGGGGUUUGAAGCUGAUUUGAAUCGUAGAGAAGAGGAUGAUAGCUAUUAUCUGUUGCAUUGGAAAUGUAAAUGUGGGAAUAAGCUUUAUCAGCCAUGAGAAUAUAUGGUUUUCUGGGUUUUGCCAUUAAUGGAGUUGGGUGUUGUUUAUGGGAUGGUGGUUUUUAUGUACAGAAAUGAACAUGUUUUAGCUUCUUUUGUA